Messenger RNA from Morchella sextelata, 864 nucleotides. RefSeq lists its product as uncharacterized. The record is from RefSeq and is a predicted model, not a curated record. The transcript is spliced from 4 exons. Gene Ontology annotation, molecular function: DNA binding. The coding region runs from base 1 to 864 and encodes 287 amino acids. NCBI's taxonomy places the organism in Eukaryota, Fungi, Ascomycota, Pezizomycetes, Pezizales, Morchellaceae. Gene Ontology annotation, cellular component: chromosome, telomeric region; nucleus; site of double-strand break. Gene Ontology annotation, biological process: DNA replication; nucleotide-excision repair; double-strand break repair via homologous recombination.
AUGAAUUACGGUGGUUAUGGAGAUAAUAACUAUUCCGCAAACACAUAUGGUGGUGGUGGAGCUGGCGGCGGCGGCUUUAUGAAUAAUUAUAGCGGAUCACAGGGUGGUGCAAGCCAACAAACACCAGGAAGUGCUUCAAAGAACCGUGCAUCAAAUACUCUUCGUCCUGUCACGAUCAAACAGAUUCUCGAAGCUGUCCAACCUUAUCCAGAGGCGGAGUUCAAGAUUGACGAUGUAGAAUUGAGUCAUAUCACUUUCGUUGCCCAGAUCCGUAAUAUCAGCGAGCAAACUACGAACAUCACCUACAGAAUGGACGAUGGCACAGGAGUUAUUGAGGUGAAGCAAUGGGUUGAUGCUGAUAAUGAGGAUUCAGCCUCAUCAAAGCUUACCACUAAUCAAUACGUACGAAUUAUUGGUGCUCUUAAGCCAUUCAACAAUAAACGUCAUGUUGGAGCUCAUCAGAUCCAUGCAAUUACGGAUUUCAACGAGGUCCAGUACCACCUUCUAGAGGCUGCAGCUAUUCAUCUGCAUUUCACACGAGGUCCCCCAGAACAGUUUGCUGCUGGGGGCGGGGGCGGUGUGGCCCCUCAUGGGCAAUCCAAAAAUGUAAAGACUGAGGAUACAGCAAUGGGUGGAAUGGGUGGCGGCAGUAAUUUCCCGCCCAAUGCAUCUAACAUCUCCAGGAGGGUACACGAUGCUAUUCGCGCUUGUCCGACCCGCCCCGAUGGUAUCCAUGUAAACAUCAUUUCACAGAAGAGUGGUCUGGGGAUACCACAAGUUUUCAAGGGAGUGGAAGAGUUGUUGGAACUCGGGCUUGCUUACACAACUACGGAUGAUAACCAUUUUGCUCUUAUGGAUUUUUAA